CCUGCAUGUUCAUGUAUCCAUCCACAGACACCAGGUAUCCUUUAUACUCCAUGCCCCACUUCAGCUUCACCAUCACGGGCUUUCCUGUCAGGCCGUUCAGGAAGGGCUUUGGGUUCAGAGGUAAACUCUGAGGAGACAAGACACCUUAUUAUGAUCACAUAUGGAUGGAAACCCAAAUCUAACCUUUCCUGGUUGAGAUCAUCAUUUGGAGGAAGUGGGCUUUGUUGCGGAGGCCAGUCGGAUCAUUCCAGUCUGAUGCCAAACAGCUCUUUGAAGUCUGCAGAGGAGAGCGGAGAGACUGAAGUAAACGCUGAAUGGAUGAACUGCAGGAAGUGAAAGGCAUGGGACUCACAAAUCUCCCUGAGUGUGUGCAGAAGUCCGGACGACUUCUGAGGAUGAGUAUAUCUGUGAGGUCUUAAAGUCACCACAUGGGUUUUUCAGUUUGUGGCCUGUAGAAGUCCUGGACUACACUCUGUUCUGUGCUGCAUGAAAAUAAAACAUCUGAAGAGUUAAACUCGCUGAGAGAGUUGCAGAAAGGUAUCCAGGACCGGCACAAAGAGAACAAAGCGACCAGAUCAUUGUUGACAAAGUUGAUAUCAGAAGUGCAGAAGCACCACCCCUUCUUGAUUCUGAGUGGUCAGUGAUGGAGAAGUGACACUGACAACAGCAGUGAUGUUCCAAAAAUGUCUGUCGGAGGUGUUCCGUGCGGGCGUGGCCCCUCGCUGCGAGAGCCGCGCCUGCAACCCUCGCAUGGGUAACCUGGCUCUGGGACGCCGCGUCCUCACGCAGACCGUCUGCGGCAACAACGGCACCGAGCUCUACUGCUCCUACUCCGACCCCAACGUCAACCUGGCCUGCGACGCCGCCCAGUGCGCCAAAUGCAACGCCGGCCUGCCUCACCUGUCCCACCUGGCCGGAUCCAUGUCCGACUCCUCCUUCAGGCACCCGAACACCUGGUGGCAGUCGGCGGAAGGGGUGGAGUCUGAGACGGUGCAGCUGGACCUGGAGGCGGAGUUUUACUUCACACAUCUCAUCCUGGUGUUUCAGUCUCCGAGGCCUGCCGCCAUGACUCUGGAGAGAUCUCAGGACUUUGGGAGGUCGUGGAAGAUGCUGCAGUACUUUGCCAGCAACUGCAGCGCCACCUUCAGGCUGGAGGAGGGAGAGACAGAAGGGGGCCGGGACGGGGCCACCUGCACGUCCAAAUACUCAGGGGCUUAUCCCUGCAACCGAGGAGAGGUGAUCUACAGAACCCUCCCAAAGUGGGAGUCCUUGGACCCGUUCGGGUUGGAGGGCCAGCAGCAGCUCAGGGUGACCAACAUCAGAAUCCGGCUGCUGAAACGACAGCCGUGUCCCUGCCAGGCCAAAGACCCCGCCUCCGCACACGAAGAGCUUCCCACCCGACACUUCGCCAUCUACGACCUGAUCGUGAAGGGGAGCUGCUUCUGUAACGGACACGCCGAGCAGUGCGUUCCCGCGCGGGGGUACCAGCCCAUCAGGGACCGGACCAACCAUGUGGUCCACGGGAAGUGUGUGUGCAGACACAACACUGCAGGUGAUCACUGCGAGCACUGCGCUCCUCUCUACAACGACAGACCCUGGCAGCCCGCUGACGGACUGACGGGAGCGCCGCACGAAUGUCGGAAGUGCAAAUGUAACGGACACGCUCAGAGCUGCCGUUUUGAUUGGUCGGCAUGGCGUGAGUCCGGUCAGCGCAGCGGCGGCGUGUGUGACUGUCUGCACAACACUGAAGGAAGUCAGUGUGAGAAGUGCAAGGCCGGCUUCUUCAGGGACCACCAGAGACCUCCAACCGCCCCCGACUCCUGCAAACCGUGCAGCUGUCACCCCCUCGGCUCGAUGCCUUUCCACCUCGCUGACGGCUCCCUCUGCGACCCGUCCAACGGAAACUGCAUCUGCAAACCUGGAGUGGGAGGAGCUCACUGCGACAGGUGCAUGGUGGGAUACUGGGGCUUCCACGAGUACGGCUGCCGUCCGUGUGACUGUGCCGGAGACUGUGAUCCGUUCACUGGAGACUGCAUGUCAGGAUCUGAUCUGGACCUGUACAACUUAGAGGGAAACUCCAGUGAGCCGGUCCGGAUCUUCAGAGUAGACGAACUCUUCUCUGCCCUCCACUACUCAGAGAAGUGUGAGUGCAAAGAGCAGGCCCUGACCAACAGUAAACUCUUCUGCACCAUGAAUUAUGCAUACGUCAUGAAGGUGAAGGUGCUGUCGGCACACGAUAAGGGUUCCCACGCCGAGGUGGAGGUCAAAGUUCAGAAGGUGCUCAGUCAGAACACAAAGGUGAAGAUACAGCGGGGUCGGGUCACCCUCUACCCCGAGUCCUGGACCGCGAGGGGAUGCACCUGUCCAAUCCUGAACCCAGGGGUGGAGUACCUCGUGGCGGGACACUCGGACCGUAAGCAGGGCCGCCUCCUGGUCAACAUGAAGAGCUUCGUGAAGCCCUGGAAAGCCAGCUUGGGUCGCAAAGUCCUCCUGCUACUCAAGAAAGACUGCAACUGGUAGACUGUCCGUCAGCGCGCUGGAGGACUGAGGGACACACGGACAGAAGAGACUGUUAUUCUAAGAGACAGAGAGUUUGUUUUCAUGUCCUCCAGUCGUGGAUCUGGUCUGGGAGCGAGUGUAGCGGCUGGACUCUGAUGAUUGAAGCUGCUUCUUUCAUAUUCCUGCUAUCGUCCAAUCAGAGCGAGCGGAUUAAAGCACACGAGACGAUAUUUUGUAAAGACUAAAGAAUGAAUCUCUUCCUCUCUGCUGCACUUUAGCCGAAGAUGGACUGAGGGAAUAAGGACACACAAAGAGAGGAGGACUUCACACACACACUCAAAAUGACCCCCUGACAUGGACCGUGGAUGGAGCACGACCAUUCCCUGAUUUGCUCCACACACACACACAGCUGUUUGUGUGUGUGUGUGUGUAUGUGUGUGUGUGUGUGUGCUGCAGACGUAAUGUGCAAAGCACUUGGAGUGACGCUGAACAAGCCAUACAAGCCACUACAGGUGGUUAAACCUUAGCCAGUCCAGGUGUGCCUGUGUUGAAAUCAGAGUGAAUGGGAUUUACCCCGAACGUGAAUGUAUUUGCUUGUUUUUCAAAUGUGUGUGUGUGUUAGUGUGUGUGUAAGUGUGUGUGUGAAACAAAGAAAGAGUGCCUGAAUGCAGAGGUUUAUAUGAGCACAGUCCAGAUUCCGGCUCUUUCUGUAGGUUUGUAUUCACUUUUUAAAAAAACAGCCGUUCCAAUCUUUCUGCUGCAGCGUUUAUUGAUCAUCUCAUAUUCCAGUUAAAUCCAGAACAUUCUGUUAUCCUUCCUUUGUGCUCUUGUACAGUAUUAUUUGUAUAUAUCUAUAUAAAUAUUAUGUUCCUCUUUC
This is a messenger RNA of Notolabrus celidotus (New Zealand spotty), 3376 nucleotides long. It is a transcript of the gene ntn4, whose product is annotated as netrin 4. The transcript has 12 exons. NCBI's taxonomy places the organism in Eukaryota, Metazoa, Chordata, Actinopteri, Labriformes, Labridae. Gene Ontology annotation, cellular component: laminin trimer. Gene Ontology annotation, biological process: substrate adhesion-dependent cell spreading; cell migration; basement membrane assembly. The coding region runs from base 673 to 2520 and encodes 615 amino acids. The record is from RefSeq and is a predicted model, not a curated record. Gene Ontology annotation, molecular function: protein binding.